AUGAAGAAGACAGAGAUCAAGCCGGAAUUGGGAUCUGAACGGGCAACCCCUGAUGAAAAGGGAAAGGCUUCUACAGCUGCAGCCGUCCCAGACCCGGCGGCUUUGUCCAAGAAAACAGCCCCCCGAAAAGGUCCCAAGAGACGUACCAAAACUGGCUGUCUAACAUGUCGACGUCGGCGUAUUAAAUGUGGGGAAGAGAGACCAAUUUGCAACAACUGCAUCAAAUCGAAGCGGAUUUGCGAAGGCUAUGCUCCGCGCGUCGUCUUUAAGCAUCAUCUGCCCGCGGGUGACUUGGGCCCUUUCAACGCCAACCGGCAAAGCCCUGCGUGGGGACUAGGUGCUGGCGGUUAUGGAGUCCGUGCCCAUCCAUAUCAGAUUCGACCAGACGACCCUGGCCAACGUAUUCUGACUACCAGGCACUUUUCCGCCUCGGGGCAAUCCGCUUCUCCAGAGGCAGCGGGGCCUCAGAUAGCGACAAUACCUUCAAUGGGGCCAUAUUAUCCUUAUUCUCAUGAAAUACUUAUGACAAGUCUAGUAGAUUCACGUCCACAAGCUGGUUCUCAUCUCCAGUGGCAGGCAGCGACGAGCAUUCUCGAGCAAGAGCGUCAAAAUGCUAGCUUGAAUAUUUCGUCGAUGGGAUAUUAUCCAUAUGCUCCCCCGCAUCUCCUCAACUAUGUGGUGCCGCCUGGUCUUGGACACCAAUCCCAUUCGGUGUCACAGCGACAACCCUACUCCUACACACCCUCACCAUCGCAAUCCUUUACCCCCUACUUGUCAUAUUCCGAAGAAAACGACGAUUAUUACUAUGAUGUUGAUUCCGAUGAUGAAUUGCUUGAAGCAGACGACAUAGGCUCCUUGGGUCAGAUGGCUUCCGGAAACUGGAAUGCGCGUCAAAUUCCUACCUUUACCGCGUAUACAAAUGACCCGAAGAUGCUUGCAUCUUACUAUCCGUUCUUUGGGUGCUCCUUGCUUAAUAACGCAAGAGUAGUCCGGCUCUUUUUUCAUUUCAGGUGCUCCCUCGGGCCAUUCAUGUCUGUCUUCGAGAGGUGUCCAGCUGACCCUAUUGUCAAUCAUGGCGGUUCUGUUUCAACCCCACUGCAAGGUUUGUGGACAGACACUCUACCGCUCAAGGCGUUGGAGCACCCCGCCUUGAUCAGAGCUAUGCUCGCAAUGAGCUGCUUGAAUAUUUCCAUACUGCAACAAUCAGCGCCAUCUUUAGCAAUGAAACACUACCACUACGCUCUAAGGAAGGUUCGAUUUGCAAUUGGACUUCCUCUACGACGAAGACAGAUUUGUACUCUGGCCGCAAUUUUAGUUCUGGGGUACUACGAAGUCAUGGCAGCCGAUCACCCUAAGUGGUGCAACCAUCUUGCUGGAUCAGCUCAGUUGAUCCGUGAGAUUGACUUUGCCAGCAUGACCCGCGAUCUUCGGGCUCAGCGACGCAGAGUUUUGAUGCAGCGGAAGCAAAUACUUCGAGCUUACGGACAGCACCAAGAUGCUUGGUCGAUUAGCAGUAUUGCGUCUGAAGAGGAUCCAUUUGCGGAUGAAGAAAGCGGAAUCGACGAAGAUAUCAUUGAAUUGCUUCUAGGUCGGGCAGUCGAUUAUGACACUAUUAGCUAUGCCAAUUAUCGGCAAGCACAGGCUCCCAGGAAAUUCUUCACCCCGAAAGAUAUCGAGGACUACAGAAUUCAAUGCGAUUUGUAUUGGUUGUUUUGCAAAAAUGAUGUCUUUCAGAGCAUGGUCGGCGGGAACCAACUUCUACUACCCUAUGAGCAGUGGGGCCAGUGUCCGCCUCGCGCAGGCAUCGGCAAAUUAGAUGCCAUCUAUGGCUCAGCAGAUCACCUGUGGCUCUUACUCGGCCGUCUGCAAGACUUCGGCUACCGGGAUCGGAAGAGAAAGUUGAGGGUCGCGAAAGCCACUGGAAAGGAUUGGGCACCGAGUUCGGGAUUUUUUAGAUUUAUGGCUCGUUUUUCACGGCGCGGGCCUAGCAUGCCACAGAUUCCUUCCGUUGAUCUUUCUGAUGAUGAGCAAGCGGCCUAUGAUAGUGCGGAGGAAGAAUGGGAAUCCAUCCGCUCUGCUUUCGAGCUCUUCCUUAAUGCUCUGGGCUCUGACUACAUGCCUCUAUCCCGGGAUAAAGUUCUACCAAUAUCCACCCCAUUUGGCCCGGCCCUCAGAUACCUAACUGACAAGAUUGCCGUUAUUUGGACCUUUUAUUACUGUGGCCGGAUCCUCCUGAACCGACUUCAUCCGUCAAUGCCACCCGCCAUGAUGGUAGCGGCCGGGGUCUGCGCGCCUACGACAGCCGAAUAUGCACAGCUUGUCGGGAACAUUAUGGCUGGAGUAUGCCACCACCCACUCCGGCAUAAUCUUGGACCGGGAAGUCUAGAUCCAAUGAUGUCCGCGUGUCUUACAGAGAUGACAGUUGCCUUCUUCAUUGCUGCCGUACAGUACACGGAUUUCUCACAGAGGAACUGGGCCGUCACGUCACUUCACGAUAUUGGCAGGCUUACUGGUUGGGGAACCGCCUACUCCAUAGCGUCCGGUUGCGAAAAGACCUGGACCAGGGCUGCGGAAAAUGGGAAAGGACCACCUUAUCGCCGUUCUGAGGAUCACUUUGACGAAGGUAAUGAUUGCUACCAGGAGGGCAAGAUUCAGGGCAAUACCAAACUGAAUGAAAAUCCCGAAAGGAGAUGGAUUGCUGUUGUUAAGCCUCCAACGGUCCCUUGGGCCUUGGGAGUGAUGGGUUUGGAGGACGACAUGUCAAAAUUGGACCUUCGGGAUUAGGGUUGGUAGGUAUCCACGCAGUGCAUAUAUAUGUAUGCUAUGCAAGCAAGAUAUGAGGAUACCAUAGUACAAUGUACAAACUGCAAUAUCUCACUUUUCUUGGACAUCUUGAAGAGGAAAUUACAGUUUUUUGAGCUUCUUUUCCAACCUCUUAAUAAGGGCUUGUUGCUGAUUGAGUUAAUGCUUGGCUCUGGUUGGUCAAUUUGAGUUCACUUCUGGAUACUUGGAGCCCAUCAGUCUUGGCUGAAUAUUCUCUAUCUGUGCUUUCAAGAACUGGGUCUGUGGGGGUACAAGUUGGGACCAACCUUCGACGCAAUGGGCCCGCGUGCGGUGAUAAUUGUAAGGACUAUUUGCACCCUUGUUGGGAUGUUCUCGCUCAGUGUCUGCACAAAAUACCAUCAGAUCUUUCAGACAUUUUUCUAUUUUAACUGGUAUUGGUUCAUGGAGCAUCGCUAUCUCGCCAGUGGUAUAGAAUUAUAGAUGGUUUCGGUGGUGUUCUCUUUCCCCUGAUGAUACAAUCACCCCUUCCCCAAGUCGGCUGGGGAUGGUCAAUCCGUAUUUUCACAUUUGUGCUGCUUGUGCUUUGCGCUGCCGACGUGGCAUUUUGCCGAAGUAGAGUUCCACCGCGCAAAGGAGCCGAAACAACGUGGCGUGAUACGUUACCAGAUCCUUAAAUCUUCAUGGAUGGGAUAGGCACCAUGGCAGUCACCACCGUUGGCAUCCUUUUGACGGAUCUGGCAUACUUCAUACCUAUCACGUACACGCCAAGUUACUACAUCGAUCGGCAGCAUUCGCAUAUCGGCUUCUCGCGAUUCUCAACGCUGCUUCAUACAUUGGUCGAUGCAUGGCGGGUGGCCUGGCUGAUCGAUUCAGCCGGUUCAAUAGCAUGAGUGUGUCCUUGUUACUCUGCACGGUAUAAGUUCUAUGCUUCUGGUUACCAGAUAUUGUUGUACCGAAUUUGGACAACUAGCACUCCUGGUGGUUUUCAUACUGCUAUUUGGAUUCUGCAGUGGCUUCAAUGCCAGCUUGAUACCAAUCUAUCUGGGUCGGCUUUGCGAAACUCAAGAAUACGGACAAUAUUACGCCAAUUGCUUUACAAUAGUGGCUUUGGAGCGUUGGUAAACGUCCCUAUUGCUGGUGGUCUUCUCUCAAUGCGGUAGAGGCUACGGGUAAAGAAAGAUAUUAGGGCACUGCUCUUUUCGCUGGACUCAGAUACUUGGCCGCUUUUUAUCUUUUCUAUGGGACUGGAUCAGAGUAAAGGUGUAGAAUUGGAGAACGAAGUGGUGGAACGUUGGUCUACAACAUUGCAGCACUAGUAGAGUUUAAGAUGGGUUAAGCAACCAUUUUCAUGAAUUGCUUCACUUCAACCUUGUGUAAGAUAGGUCACCUGACCACUCAGUUGUACAGAGGAUUUGCUAGAGGCAGCAUCUAGGAAUAGACUGAAUAUGAUG
This is a messenger RNA of Monascus purpureus, 4235 nucleotides long. NCBI's taxonomy places the organism in Eukaryota, Fungi, Ascomycota, Eurotiomycetes, Eurotiales, Aspergillaceae. The record is from the annotation of a GenBank genome assembly.